AUGGCGAGAACGUGCAGAAUGCAGCAGCGCCCCGGCAGGUUCAGGUCGACGGCCCGGAAGUUGAUGGCAGCUUGCUUAGGAGGAGUAUUGCUGAUAUCAGGCCGGGAAGUCUUCGGAAGCGGGCAGGGUGACGGUAGUCUUCGUCGGAAUUUGGCGUCACAGGCAGCUGGCCCCCAGACUCAAACAGAUGUCACGAAUGGAGUUGCAACUUGUAAUGUUGCGGGCGAAGACGAGGGCGCACCAGCUACCGCGACAUUGACUUUCUGGCGGGGUUCCCUCACAGGUACCUUACAGUGUUUGGGUGAGACAAACAAAGCAGUGCCCGAAAAUCUUCAGACCGUCUGCGAUGGACAUACUGCCACCGCGACGCUACUAGAAGCGGAUACCUCUAGCUGCCAGAUUGGCUCUCAUAAAUUGGGCAACAAGGUGACGCUGGGCAGCAUCCUCGGAACAACUCCCGAGGUGAAGUGGACUCGAAUAGGGGAAGAGGAGCAUAACAGCCAAGUGUGGAGACUCCAGCUAGCAGAAACAGACCUUCCCCUGGCAGACAAAACAUUUUUCGUGGGCUGUCAAAAAGGGGCGUCAACCGACCCGUCAUGUAAAGUGACCGUGAACGUGAAGGCUAGGCCAUCGUCGGUUAACGACAACAACGUUGUCACCUGCGCAUACGGCAAAGACAGCAACCAGAAAGCCGUAAAAGUCGAGAUGUCACAAGACAAAAACACUCUCACCAUUGACUGUGGGAGCGACGGAUCUAUGCAGCCUGCUGAAUUCACAUCUCAGUACUGCUCCCCGGAGGGAGACACGUUGGAGGACUGUUCCAAGGCUAACUACUCUGAUAUUCUACCCGCGUUUGCAAGCACCUGGUGGACGAAUACAGAAAACAAAAUCCAGGCUACUCUAACUAUCCCGAAGACCGAUUUUCCUCCUGCAGAUCGGCGCCUCCUUCUCGGCUGUAAAACACAGAACGCAAACCAGCCCACAAAGGAAGAGAACCUCACUGAGUCCGUGUCUGAGACGUCGGCUUGCCGCGUGCUUGUGACUGUCAAGGCGUCGAGCUCCGCCUCUUCUGCAUCAUUCACCCCGCAAGUAACAGCUGCAACCUCUGGAGCAGCGCUCCUAGCGGGAAUCUUAUCAGGCUGCUUGUAA
Messenger RNA from Neospora caninum, 1149 nucleotides. RefSeq names its product srs domain-containing protein. Lineage: Eukaryota; Apicomplexa; Conoidasida; Eucoccidiorida; Sarcocystidae. The record is from RefSeq and is a predicted model, not a curated record. Bases 1 to 1149 code for a protein of 382 amino acids. The transcript has a single exon. Gene Ontology annotation, cellular component: membrane.